AUGCCCGACGUCUUCCUCAAGGCCGACAUGAGGGAGCUGUUGGCCAACAAAAAGGUCGCUCUGCUCGGCUGUUCGAACGUGCGGGCCAUGUACAAGGACCUGGUAUGCCUGUGGCAGGUGGACCAGCUGGUGUCUAACAAGCGUCUCCGCUGCAAAAUGGAGGAGAGCCACAUGGGGGACGUGCUCGUCUGCCACGGCAAGCAACACAACGGGCGGGAUUACCGCGAAGAGCGGCUCUUCCGCACCCGCAAUGGGAGCAUCAGCUUCUUCUUCCUGACGCGUGUGUGGAGCGACUACGUCCGCAGCAUCCUGGCGAGGCUGGCCGACGACGCUCCAGACGUGGUGGCCAUUAGCUCCUGCCUCUGGGACAUCACUCGGUGGGGUCCCGACGGGGUGCAGCAGUACAAGGCGAACCUGGAGAGUCUAUUUGGGGCCCUGCGAGAAGCCCUGCCACCUUCCUGCCUGCUCGUGUGGCUCACAGCACCGCCACUGUCCCAGGACGUGCGGGGAGGCUUCCUCAUCCCACAGCUCGAGUUCCUCAAGUACUCGCUCCGGUUUCAUGUCCUGGAGGCCAACCUCUUCUGUCGCGGGGUGGCGGACCGCUUCAUGGUGGACACGCUGGACCUGCACUUCCACCUGAGGCUGCUGCUGGACCUGCGGGCGGACGACGGCAUCCACUGGCUGCCCAUGGCCGUGCGCCUGUGCACCAACCUCUUGCUGGGCCACAUCGCCCUCUCCUGGGGAAAGCCGAUGCCCAACAGGUGUGGAUUCCUCAGCGAGCAGGAGCGCCGAGCAGCGGCCCCAGGGAACGUCCCCGACCCAGAUCGCUCCCUGCCCGCAGACCUCUCCUUCGUUUGGAAGUAUCAAAACAUAAUGCGAGCGAAAGAGUUCAUAACAAUAUGA
Messenger RNA from Ixodes scapularis (black-legged tick), 903 nucleotides. RefSeq names its product PC-esterase domain-containing protein 1A-like. The record is from RefSeq and is a predicted model, not a curated record. The coding region runs from base 1 to 903 and encodes 300 amino acids. The transcript is spliced from 2 exons. NCBI's taxonomy places the organism in Eukaryota, Metazoa, Arthropoda, Arachnida, Ixodida, Ixodidae.